Molecule: messenger RNA, 4017 nt
Organism: Sclerotinia trifoliorum
Lineage: Eukaryota; Fungi; Ascomycota; Leotiomycetes; Helotiales; Sclerotiniaceae
Source: the annotation of a GenBank genome assembly
AUUGUCUCCUCCCUGAGAUAUAUUGAUUCCCGACUUUACUGAUAUUUUUGACUGUUAUAUGAUCAGGUCGGUGAAAGAUGUCGAGGUAAGUUGUUGAUCUCCCAACCCCCUCACGUGCCGUGAAAUCCACAGUUUCACGGCUUCAUCCUCCACAUCCCCGCGCUUUCCAUAAGCUUACCCCUGUCUAAACUCCACUUCUGCGUAACUAGCGCCGUAGUAGAAGAAGGGGUGCCACUUUCCGGAGCGAAGCUGAGCUGUUUGAAACAACCUUCGACUACUCUUUUACUAACUACAACAAUUUCAUUCAGUUCUUUUCAUUCAAAUCAUCUCGAAUCCAUCAAUAAUAUCAUCCAAUUGCCAAUUAUGGGUGGUGAAACUUUACCAAAGACAGAGCUUAAGAGCUCAUAUCCUCUCAGGUCCGAGGGACCCAAGGGUAAAUUGAUAGCUAAUCUAUACAAAGAUCGAAUUGGCCAAUUCUAUGCCGCUGGACAAUAUGAAGAGAAGAACUUACGAGCGUAUGCCAUCUGAAUUCCCUCGUUUCUUACAUUUGCUAAUUGAUAAUUCUCGAUAGAAUGUUAAACGAAGGAGUCGCAUCUGGGGAACCACAUAUCAAACUUUCGGUCUGGGAUGCUCCGGACCUUACUCGACCUACUUUCAAAGAUGCGACGAGCCACGACUUCAGAUCAACACAUAUUGGUGAAUCGUUUGGUCCUUCGUGGUCAACUCAUUGGUUCAAAGUACAAAUAACCGUGCCUUCAGAGUUUCUGAAAAAGGACCUGUUGGAGUUACAUUGGGAUGCGAAUAAUGAAGGAAUGGUAUGGACGGAGGAUGGCAAUCCUCUUCAGGGAUUGACUGGGGGUGGCGAGAGAGUCGAGUGGAUUCUGCCAGAUAAAUUUCGCGAUGGAAAGGAACAUACAAUUUAUAUUGAGAUGGGUAAGAUACAAACAUUGAUUGAUAUAAUUACCAAUGCUAACGCCAAAUAUAGCAUGCAAUGGAAUGUUUGGUAAUGCCCCUGGUGGAGAUUCCAUUCAACCACCGAAUCCGAAUAAAUAUUUCCAACUUUCAAAAGCUGAGAUUGUCGCUGUAAACGUGGAAGCCCGAGCUUUAUGGAUUGAUAUCUGGGAAAUCAAUGAUGCUGCUAGAGAAUUUCCAUCAGAUUCAUGGGAACAACAUAAGGCAUUGAGGGUUGCAAAUGAAAUAAUUGAUGCCUUUGAGUUGGGAAACCAAGAAUCGAUCCUUAAAGGCCGAAAAAUCGCACAAGAAUAUCUGGGCGAGAAUGUCAACUCAUCUAAGGUCUAUGAGACUGGCACAACGCCUAUCGUUUAUGGUAUCGGUCACUGCCAUAUUGAUACCUGUUGGCUUUGGCCAUGGGCCGAGACUAAAAGAAAGGUUGCCAGAUCCUGGUCGAAUCAAUGUGAUCUUAUGGACCGUUAUCCUGAGCAUCGAUUUGCUGUCUCUCAGGCUCAGCAGUAUAAGUGGUUGAAGGAGUAUUAUCCUUAUGUGUUUGAUCGAGUUAAGGAAAAGGUUAAACAAGGAAAAUUCCAACCUGUCGGAGGCAGCUGGGUCGAGCACGACACUAACUUACCCAGUGGCGAGUCUCUUGUGCGCCAGUUCUUGUAUGGCCAAAGAUUCUUCGAAAGCAAUUUCGGAGAGAGAUCUAAGACAUUUUGGCUACCAGACACAUUUGGUUAUUCAAGCCAACUUCCUCAGCUGUGCCGUCUUGCGGGAAUGAAACGUUUCUUUACUCAGAAGCUUAGCUGGAACAACAUCAACAAUUUUCCACACACCACAUUCAACUGGGUAUCUCUAGAUGGUAGCCAAGUCAUUUGUCAUAUGGCGCCUUCCGAAACAUACACCGCAAAUGCUGAUUUUGGUGAUGUAAGAAGAUCAGUGACCCAGCACAAAUCUAUGGAUCAAGACGAGACCUCACUUCUUGUUUUUGGAAAAGGCGAUGGUGGUGGAGGACCAACUUGGCAGAUGAUUGAGAAGCUCAGACGUCUUCGUGGAAUGAGUGAUACUGUUGGACUUCUUCCAAGAGUUCAUAUGGGUGACUCUGUGGAUGAUUUCUUUGACCGCCUAGAGAAGAAGGUUUCCGAGGGUCAAGAUUUGGUGACCUGGUAUGGUGAAUUGUACUUCGAGCUUCACCGUGGAACCUACACGUAAGUUUUCUUCUAUUUGACAGUUACAAUAUUACAUUUUAUUCUGACAUCUUCCAGGACCCAAGCGAACAAUAAGCGCAACAACAGAAAUUCGGAGAUCAUGCUGCACAAUAUUGAACUUCUCUCAACAAUUGCAAGUCUUAAAAGUAAGGACUUUAAAUAUCCUAAAGAAGAUAUCGAUUUUAUGUGGGAGGCUGUAUUGUUGUGUCAGUUCCAUGACUGCCUGCCAGGAUCUUCUAUUGAAAUGUGUUACGAUGACAGUGAUGAGGUAGGUGAACUGCACUUAGUUUAAGAUUUGUACAUACUGACGCGCAACAGCUAUAUGCAAAAGUAUUCAAGGCUGGUGAAAAGAUUCUCAAAGAGCUCUACAAGACCCUAGGCGUACUGGAAGCCGAAGAGUCAUCCGAGGAUGGUAAAAUUGUGGCCCUUAACACCAUGCCAUGGCACAGAAGAGAGAUCGUUCCGCUUGGUAAUAACACUGCCGGAGUUGCUUGUGGACAAGGUAAUCUCUUGAACAUCAAGACUUUCAAGAUUGCCGAAACACCAGAAGUUACCGUCAAGGAAGUCAGGAGAGGUGUUUUCGUGUUACAAAAUGAUCAACUCAAAGUCGAGGUCGAGGGCGGUGUUAUCACAUCUCUGUAUGACCGACAAGCAGAAAGAGAAGUCGUGGCCAAAGGAGGCAAAGCUAACCAGCUUGUUAUAUUCGAUGAUAAACCACUUUAUUGGCAAGCUUGGGAUGUGGAAGUUUUCCACUUAAACUCUCGCAAGGAAUUACCUCCAGGAGACACCAAGAUUGUUCAAAGUGAUGCCCACAGAGUUAGUGUCAUGACCGAGACAAAAAUUAGCGAAGAGAGCUGGGUGAGGACUCAUAUUAGUCUAUCCGCCGCUUUCAAGGGUCAACAGUCUUAUGUUGAAAUGGAAAGCGAGGUUGAAUGGAGGGAGAGUAUGAAAUUCCUCAAAGUCGAAUUUCCUGUCGACGUUCGAAACACCGAAGCAUCCUACGAGACACAGUUUGGUAUCAUUAAGAGACCUACUCACUAUAACACUACGUAAGUUUGACUUCUCUAUAUCCUGAGGAUUAUAUAGCUAACUACAGACAGCUGGGAUAUGGCCAAGUUUGAAGUAUGCUGUCACAAAUUCGCCGAUCUUUCAGAGAAUGGAUAUGGUGUUUCCAUUUUGAACGACAGCAAAUAUGGUUUUGCUACUUCUGGAAAUAUGAUGCGCUUGUCAUUGCUUAGAGCUCCUAAAGCUCCGGAUGCACAUGCAGAUAUGGGUCGUCAUCACAUUCGUUGGGCUAUUUUACCCCAUCAAGGAGCUCUUGGCUCAACUACUGUUCGUACGGCAUUCAACUUUAACAACCCAUUGAAGGUCUGCAAAGCUUCGAAAGAUACUCAUGCCAGCGCAUUUGAAAGCCCAAUCAAACUUACCGGAGAUCCAUCAUUGAUCCUAGAUACUGUUAAGCGUGGUGAAGAUGAUGAGGAUGUCAGCCGUGGUGAAUUGAGGAAGAGGAAGGGACAAAGUGUUAUUUUGAGAAUCUAUGAUAGUUUGGGUGGAACUAGCAAGGGCACGAUUGAGACGACGCUGGAUGUGAAGAGGGUCUGGAAGACCAAUGUCUUGGAAGAUGAUGAGGAAGAACUUAAGAUUAAGGAAGGCAAAGUUGAUAUCACUUUGAAGCCUUUUGAGGUUGGCACGUACAGAUUGCAGUUGUAGGUUUGGAGUCGGAUUUAUGAAGUUAUGAGAGAUAUUAAGGUGGGGGAAUAAGGAUGGGAAUGACGGAGAGAAUGAUCGAUUUGUCACGUAGAUGUCAUGAUAGCCUUUUCUCUUAGUAUAUCAAUAUCGCAGCGCAUUUUACAGAUUG